AUGGCGAGUGCCAUUAAUUCGAAGAAGAGAAAUCUUACAGGAAAAUUACUUGAACAAGCACUUGAACAGUGGUUAGAAGAAGAUAAUGAGCACGAGUAUAGUGAUGUAGACGACGAAGUAGCUGAUCAAAAUUUUACAAUUGAAGAAGAAGAACAUGUUGAGAGUGAGAUUUCAGAAGUCGACGAAAUAGAAAUUGAAACAUCGAGUGAAGGGACAAAUCGUUAUACUAAUACGCCUGACUCGAACCGCAAUUGUUAUCGAGGUAAAAAUGGUUUUGUUUGGUCAGUUACUGACUUUUUAAGGACAUCAUGA
Messenger RNA from Parnassius apollo (apollo), 312 nucleotides. Lineage: Eukaryota; Metazoa; Arthropoda; Insecta; Lepidoptera; Papilionidae. The record is from the annotation of a GenBank genome assembly.